CCUGCCUUAGAUGUAUGUAGCAAUUUACCUUUUGAACGCCAGUGCCACGCUGAGUCUCUCUCUCCUUCUUCUUUUCUUCUUCCUUCCCCGAUUUUUCAAUUUAGGUACAAUUCUCAUCUUGCACGUAAUCCGAGUACCUACUUUUCUCUCUUCCUCUCUCACGACUAUCCAUCUUCAUCUUUUUUUCACAAAUACACACACACGCACAACUACACCACGCCAACAUCGUACUCCCCAACCACAUCACCUUUUUUAUUAUUUCCCCCCCUUCUUCCUGCACACUGCAACGCCAUUUGUUAAUGCCAGCUGAGGCAACAAUACUUGGUACUUGAUUACCUCGCCUACUUUCUCAGCAACUUUUUUUUUUAUGAUAAUUCAUCCAUUCAUUGCAUACGUAAGUACUACCGCAACUGCAAACUGUAACUGCUAGGUUACUAGUGUCCUUCUCAACCACAAGUGUUCAUUUUUUUUCUUCCCCUCUCUCCCUUUCUUUCAUCUCCAAUCUUUCCAAUCUUCCAAACCUUACCUUCCUACCACAACCGCCCAAAACUUCCACUUUUACAACUUCAAUCAUUCGCCAACUUUGAGAACACUCGUUUUCUUCAACCCAGACACCAACUUUUAGUUUUUUUUUUUUUUUUUUUUUUUUUUUUUUCUCCAAACUGACUUCGUUCCCCAAAGAACAGCCAAACUUUCCCUUCUUA
Molecule: messenger RNA, 704 nt
Organism: Daldinia caldariorum
Lineage: Eukaryota; Fungi; Ascomycota; Sordariomycetes; Xylariales; Hypoxylaceae
Exons: 1
Coding region: 11-310 (99 amino acids)
Source: RefSeq, a predicted model, not a curated record